UCUAAUAAAUAGCAUCAUGACCACCAUAAUGAAGACCUUGGCUUCGAGUGCAGGGUCUUUCCCUCUUCAACAGGCAUGCUCAAAGGUUGUCCGAGCUAUUGCUCUAUAUGGGAUUGACCCAACCAACCCUGAAGACAGGAAGAGGCACAUUAUUCAUUCACUUUGCACUCCUCUUUCGGAUUCCCUCUUGGAUUCUCAAGAGAGCUUCACUUCUGGAGCUGCCCUUUGCUUAAGAGGGCCCUUGUUGAUUCAGAUAAUUGGCGUUUUUCUUUGGAUGAGAUGGUAAAUAGGGUCUGUCAGAAUGUUUCUGGAGCUUUGGAGGAGAAGUCCACUCAGACAAAUGCACACAUGGGUCUGGACCGUGUGGUCAUGUCCCUUGCGAAGCAUAAUGCAGUAAUUGUUGAACCAUAUGCUAUGUUGAGGAUUCAAGCUGGAAUCCGGAUAUUGGAUACUGGUGUAGAGGAGGGGAAUUCUUAGAAACGGCUGUCAGCUAUCGAAAUGGUGAAUUUCUUGAUGAAGUGCCUGGAUCCUUGGAGCAUUAUCUCUGAUUUUUUAUGAGUUGAUAAUUGAAGAAAUGGGGAAGUGUCAGUCUGUUCGGAUGGCUUAUGUCUCAAGGGCUGCCUUUGAAGCUCUGUAAACGGCAAGGCAAAUAGCUGCAGGUAAAGGUUCAAAACUUGAAAAGGCUCCUGGUUCGACCAGUGGGUCAAAUUUUAGUUGGAGAGACCAUAGCAGGAAGCGAAACUUAUCAACUGCCAGCGACCAUUCUCAUGCAUCAAUGUCAUCCGAAUCACAGACUCUAGAUUCCUUUGCUGAAUACGACUCAUUUGUUGAGACACCUAUAACAAUGAGUUGUCAGUGUAGCCGAAACUCAAUUUAUGAUUGUAGGAGUGUAAACCGGAAGCUUUGGAGUCAUGAGAAUGGAGGAGUUGAUGUGUCUCUCAAGGAUGGUUUCUUCUCGGAGAUUGCUCAGGGUAGUGCCUACUCAAAUGGAUAUCCAGGUAACCCUGGGAUUAAUGAAUUCGUGAAAUGUGAAGGAGAUAGUAAUGAGGAAUUUACGGGUUCCAGCAAACAAAUCCUAAAAAUGGAGUAUCAAGAAGCACCACAACUAGUCCUUGGACUCUCAGAGGUCUCGCACUCCACUCAAUGUGGACAGCAUCAUCUUCAAUACUCCGAGAAGGCUUGUUCACUCUCUUCAGGAACCAAAUAAUGCCGACUCAAAGUUCUCCAAGAAACCAGCGAGAAGAUCUAGAAGUUUAUCCAUGAACGAGUUUGAUUGGAGCCCAAAUGCCAGAUACGAUCAAAAUGGUUAUUCAUAUGGUGCAAAUUAUGAUGACGGAAAGCAUGGUAGCUUCUAUGGCAGCGGUGAGAAGUUUGAAGGUGGUCCUGAAUCAGUGUCAUCAACAGAUGGCAUUCCAACAGAUGCUGAUUUGCAGGUGUCUCAUGAGGUGGUUCCAGAAAACAAAAUAUCUCAUGAGGCGGUUCCAGAAAAUAAAACAUAAAAAGUCCCUGUCAAAAGGCUGCUGUUAAAUUGUUUUGUGGUGUUUCUUUUGCUCUACUUGCAGUAGCUAUGCCACUCCUUUGGAUUAAUGAUCAAGGCGAAUGACAUGGUUACCAUCUAGUUCCAGUUUAAUGUACUCAUUCUCUUGUUCGAACUUAGUCUAAACAAUCUGACGGAUCAAUUUCUUUUGAUGAAGUGAAAAAUGGUUGUAGACAGGAGAAUCUCUCUAUAUGUUCUGUAACCCUAGAAUUUAACCAUUCCAGCCAGAUGUGGAUGAUUAAUGUACAGAAGAGAACUGAAGAAUUUUUGUUAUUGAGGAAAUGCUUAUUCAUUGCUUUUG
Molecule: messenger RNA, 1838 nt
Organism: Malus domestica (apple)
Lineage: Eukaryota; Viridiplantae; Streptophyta; Magnoliopsida; Rosales; Rosaceae
Source: RefSeq, a predicted model, not a curated record